UGGGGUCCGACCUCACUGCAUGAACCAGGUGGACCAAAAUAAGGGUAAUGAAGUGUCAGUGAAAAUUAAUGGAACGAGCACUAAAGGCUUCUUCUACAAGAAUGUCUACCCUUGGAUGAGAGAAACGCAGUCUGCCACUGCAAGUCAUGAGACACCCAGCUCCUGCCAAUCAGGGGCAUCACCGUAUAACAGUGGUGAGCUGGAUUCUCCAGAGACAGCAAGAAGGAAUGACAGCAGCUCCAGCAGGAAGCGUAUACGCACAGCUUUUACCUCUUCCCAGCUGCUGGAGCUUGAGAAAGAGUUCCAUUUCAGUGCUUACUUGUGUCGCCCACGACGCCUUGAGAUGGCGUCUGUGCUCAAGCUCACUGACCGACAGAUUAAAAUCUGGUUCCAAAAUCGUCGCAUGAAGUACAAGAAAGACCACAAGGGAAAAGAAAAGGUUUGGCCAACCUAUUUAAGUGUCCAAUCUUCAGGAGAAGAAAGAAGUGCUGUAAUGGAUAUUACAGCUACAGCCUCACACAACUUCCAGUACUUCAGUCAGCCGAGCAUCAACUGUACUCAAAGCAGUUAUGGAGACACUAUGUACAGAGAAUGGUUCCUGAUUACAAAGUCAGCUACACCUGUUAAAGACACUACUUUAGACCCUCAACCUGUGCCCAGACCUGAUACUUCAAAUUUGGCCUCAGGGCAUGACUUCUGUUUGCACCAGCAAGAUGAAGGCUGUAUCCUGGCAUCUCCAGGACUCUCAUACAUGUGACAGUUCCUAUCCAUGAUCGGCCAAUUCUUCAUCUCCAGAUCUAUUUACCACUUUUGCCCAUGUAUAUAUCUCAUUUGGUCUUAUAAUUACAAGAAAGCUUACCAAGCAAAUCAGAUGAAAAGAUAAAGUGGGUUUAGCAGUUACAAUGUGUUCUUGUAACUUUAUUCACAUAAAACCCAACAUAAUCACUCUAGCUUGCUAGAAUUCCUACAGAUUUCACAUGAGAUUGGAUUGUCAUUCCAUACUCUGGCACACAGUUCCACAGCUGCUAACACUUUAAGAAGAGUCAGGAUUUGUUGCCCUCAGAAGCUGACAUACAGGCAGAUCAUUGACUUAAAAGAGCUGGUGAGCCAAGUAUACUCUCAUGGGCAAAAGGCCAGGGGAGAAUUACAUUACGUUAUCAGCCAGUAUGCAGUAAAACUGGGAGGGUUUCCUCUGUGGAUAAGUUGUAGCAGGCUCUGUGAAAAGUAAAGAGAUUUAUUGAACAUGGACAUGAGCCCACUUCUGAGAAUUUAUCUACCAAGCUCAGAUAGGUUGGGGGAAAUAAGCACAAAAAUCCUCCAAGCAUUUGUAAGAGCAGUUAUUGUUUUUAACUUAAUUGUGAAAUAUCAACAUGGGUAGAACAGGUACAGAGAAACUGUACUUAAGUAAAAGUGUCAAAAUCGUACUCAGUUAAAAGUAUAGACAUGGAGUGAAAGUAUCCACGUUUAAACAUGCUCAAGUAUUUUUUAAAGAAUGUUCAUUUUCCUUAUCAAAUGAUAAACUGUUGUCAUGUUGUCAUCCUGUAUGAAUCAUUUGUAAAUCCAAGAGAACAUCAGUUCAAGGACCAAUUAGCGAAAUUGUGUGAAAGUUUCAUUUGAUAUUGAAGUGGGUUUUUGUUUGGAAUCACUGUAAAUUUACUUCAAUAAGAGUCCACAUAUUCAGUUUCAAUAAUACUUGCUUAAAGUGCAAAACUUCCAAAAUAGUACUUAAGUACAGAAAUUACAAGUAUUGUCCACCCCUGAAUCUCAGAACAUAAUGUAUUGUCUAUAGUCUAUAAGUAUAUAGGACAAAGUGUAUUGGUUUAUUUUACUAUUUUGCUUCAUAAACAUUUACGGUAUGUUCCCUCGGGAGAUAUUCUAAAGAAGUCAAACAAGCAUUUAACCACUGUGUCUAUUUCAGUACUUAUUUCUUGUUUGUUUAUUAAGCAAACCAUGCUGAAUAGAUAUAUUGCUGAAGAAAGCACACAUCUAUGUAUAGCAAAACAUUCUGCAUUGAUUCCUGUAUUUUGUAUUCUGUGUGCUGUAAUAACUUGGUAAUUACGCAGUUAAUGCAUACUGCAGUUAUUAGUAGCUAUUAAACAUAUUUUAUGAAAAAUCACGAUGAAAAAUCUGAAAAGGAAUUGCCUUGAGCGUGCAGUACAGGUCAGAUCGGAAGAAAUAUGAUCUGUCAGUUGUCAUUCUUUGUCCUUAUAGAUUUUAAUAAUCAAUUUAAAUAGGAAAAAACAUGCAUUUCAUUCUGUGUUCAUUGUUUGUUUUGUGUCAAUUGCAUAUGAAUAAACUGACAUAAUGCAUGUAUUUAAAAAACAACAACAUAGUAGUCGUGGUUGUGCUGCACAUUGUAAACCUAGAGCAACCCUCAAAAUGAUCCUGAUGAUGC
Ictalurus furcatus (blue catfish) is the source of this 2395-nucleotide messenger RNA. RefSeq names its product homeobox C3a (gene hoxc3a). Lineage: Eukaryota; Metazoa; Chordata; Actinopteri; Siluriformes; Ictaluridae. Bases 20 to 757 code for a protein of 245 amino acids. Gene Ontology annotation, biological process: regulation of transcription by RNA polymerase II. The transcript is spliced from 2 exons. The record is from RefSeq and is a predicted model, not a curated record. Gene Ontology annotation, cellular component: nucleus. Gene Ontology annotation, molecular function: RNA polymerase II cis-regulatory region sequence-specific DNA binding; DNA-binding transcription factor activity, RNA polymerase II-specific.